UGUAACGAUUCGAUAUUGAUAUUGUUUCUAGAAUUAUGCGUGAAAGCAAAAAUGUCUUUAAAACUUAUACAUAUUGGAGUUUUCGUUAUUCCCAUUCUCAUGUCGGUAGUCCACAAUAUUGAAAUUGAGCCAAACGAAACAAUUUUAUCUGAAAUUUCAAGUAACAUAUCGCGCGUGAAUCAUGUAUUACAAGAUCUGAUGAAAAAAUACGAUCUACUUAAACAUUUGAUUCAAACACAGACAUACAAAAUCAACCACAACAAGAAUAAGUAUAAUGAUUUCGUUACAAUGAAGACACAUUUUAAAAUCAGAGCAAAAGAAAAGAUAAAAGAGUCAAAAAAGACUUUUAGGGCAACUGAAUCUUAUACAGAUCAAUCAACUGAAGACAAUGACAGUGGGAUACAUAAGAAAAAAAAACUAAAAGAAAAGAAAGUUAAUAUCUACGGUCAUUAUCGUCCAGGAGAUACCGAGGUCCAGUUACGAUAUCCUCCCAAAUCAGAUGGUAUUGGUAAGACUUUAUUCUUUACUGAUGCAUCUGAAAAUGAUACGAAUGAGACAUAUUACAAAGGGAAGCCAAGGGAAAAAAAAGUUUUCGGUAUAAAGGACACUGUUUCAUCAGAUUCGCAUGAAGACACAUUUGUAACAAAAAAAUAUCAAAGAACAACGCAAAAGAAAAAUAAAUUACAAGAAAACCUUAAGCAACAAAAGAUAACAAAUCCAAGAGAUUAUUUAGAUGACGAAAUAAUUAGAGGUACUACAAAAGAAAGUGAUAAUACAAAAGAUGUACAAAAAGUAUUAGUGAUCCAUAUAGGUAAUACAAAUUCUAAUGUAAAUCUACUACGAACAUCUAAUCCAAAUGAAGUGAAAAUUCCGUCAACGAAAAUGAAGCAACGCACAACGGAGUCAACUACUCAUACGUUUAAAUCGGAUAUAACAACCGACCCCAAUUCAGAUAUAGAAGAGCAUAAAGCGAUGCAAGAAGAAAUUUUGAGAGCGAAAACAUUACGACAUGAACUCGGUGAUGCUUGCGUCCUACUUGUCGUUAGGAAAUGUAAAAAAGCAUUAAAAGAUGUCCUAAAAGAUGUCUGCAAGAGAAGUAAAAAAUGCUCAAGUAAAUUCAACACAGAUUUUACUGCUAACGGCAUUGCUGCUUGUGACGAGGAGUUUAAUAAACCAAAGGGGAAAAAAGGUCGAAAUUAUGAUGAUGACGAUUCAGAAAAUGAUGAUCACGGUCAGGAUGAGGAUGAAGAACUGACUGGAGCAAACUCAAAAACUUGUGUUGUGGGCAUCCAGACAACGAUAUAA
This is a messenger RNA of Cydia fagiglandana, 1305 nucleotides long. RefSeq lists its product as uncharacterized. NCBI's taxonomy places the organism in Eukaryota, Metazoa, Arthropoda, Insecta, Lepidoptera, Tortricidae. The record is from RefSeq and is a predicted model, not a curated record. Bases 52 to 1305 code for a protein of 417 amino acids. The transcript has 5 exons.